AUGGCGCACCCGAGCACCGACAAGCUGGAGCUCGUCCCCGGGCCGUCGCAGAUGUUGCCCAACGUCCUGGCGGCGCUGGGGUCCGCGUGCGGCUCGUCCGACCUGGACCCGGCCUUCUGGGACGACUACCUCGCUCUGGAGCGCGACCUGCAGCACUUCCUGCACGCCGAGAGCUGCAGCGUGGCCAUCCAGUCGGGCGAGGCCAUGCUGUGCCUCUGGGGCGCGCUCAAGAGCACGCUCAAGCCUGGGGACGUGGUGGUGUGCGCCGCCAACGGCCUCUUCGGUGCGGGCUUUGCGGACAUGGCCAAGGCGCUCGGCGCCGACGUGCGCGUGGUGGAGUGCGACUGGCGCAAGUCCAUCGACGUGGACGCGCUGUGCGCCGAGAUCCGCCGCUCCGACCCCAAGCUUGUGACGGCCGUACACUGCGAGACGCCCAGCGGUCUCCUCAACAACCUGGAAGGCGUGGGGGAAGUUGUGGCCAACCACACGACGGACGGACUCUUCCUCGUGGACUUUGUGUCGAGCGCGGGCGGAGCGCCGCUGAACGUGGACGCGUGGAAGAUCGACUUGGGUCUGCUAGGCCCCCACAAGGCGCUGUCUGGUCCCCCGGCGUUGGCGUUCACGACUGUGAGUGAGAAGGCGUGGAAGCGCAUCAACGAGGUCAAGUACGUGGGCUACGACGCGCUGCAGCCGUUCUACCGCGCGGCGCAGCAGGAGCCGCGUCUGCUGCCUUACACGCACAACUGGCAGGCGAUCCGCGCCGCUCUGGUGGCGUGCGAUAACAUCAAGAAGGAGGGAGGCAUCGACGCGGUUAUUCAACGACACGCGGAGGUGAGCGAGUUCGCGCGUCGUGAGGUGCAGGAGACGCUGGGACUCAAGGUUUACGGCGAGGAGAGCGCGGCGUCCCCCACUGUGACUGCUAUUGAGCUCCCGGAAGGUGACUGGGCUGCGCUGCAGGAAGAGCUCCGCGCCCAGAAUCUGCUGGUUGGAGGUUCGUACGGACCGCUGAAUGGCAAGGUGCUGCGUCUGGGCCACAUGGGCUCACAGGCGAACAAGGAAACUGUGACCAAGGCGAUUGAGAUCAUCGGUGCUGCGCUCGAGAAGAUGAAGAAGAGUAGACUGCUGCACUGA
Molecule: messenger RNA, 1131 nt
Organism: Phytophthora sojae
Lineage: Eukaryota; Oomycota; Peronosporomycetes; Peronosporales; Peronosporaceae
Exons: 1
Coding region: 1-1131 (376 amino acids)
Cellular component (GO): peroxisome
Molecular function (GO): L-serine:pyruvate transaminase activity; L-alanine:glyoxylate transaminase activity
Source: RefSeq, a predicted model, not a curated record